Peromyscus leucopus (white-footed mouse) is the source of this 2818-nucleotide messenger RNA. RefSeq names its product BARX homeobox 1 (gene Barx1). Gene Ontology annotation, molecular function: RNA polymerase II transcription regulatory region sequence-specific DNA binding; DNA-binding transcription factor activity, RNA polymerase II-specific. The transcript is spliced from 4 exons. Gene Ontology annotation, cellular component: nucleus. NCBI's taxonomy places the organism in Eukaryota, Metazoa, Chordata, Mammalia, Rodentia, Cricetidae. Gene Ontology annotation, biological process: regulation of transcription by RNA polymerase II. The record is from RefSeq and is a predicted model, not a curated record. The coding region runs from base 197 to 961 and encodes 254 amino acids.
CCGGGUCCGACUGGCCGAGCCCCGCGCGCCCCGCCCGCGCCCUGCGCCUCCGCCCGGCCAGCCGGCGGGGAGGGGGCAUGAGCCGGCGCCCGCGCGCCGCCGGGAGCUGCGGGCCGGCCUAGAGCCCCGCGCGGGCCCCGCGCCCGAGCCUAGCCGCCGUCGCUGCCCAGCCGCGGGCGCAUCCGCGGGAGCCGCGAUGCAGCGGCCCGGGGAGCCGGGCGCCGCGCGCUUCGGUCCGCCCGAGGGCUGUGCGGACCAUCGGCCGCACCGCUACCGCAGCUUCAUGAUCGAAGAGAUCCUCACCGAGCCGCCCGGGCCCAAGGGCGCAGCGCCUGCGGCUGCCGCCGCCGCCGCGGGCGAGCUGCUGAAGUUUGGCGUGCAGGCGCUGCUGGCCGCCCGGCCCUUUCACAGCCACCUGGCAGUGCUGAAGGCUGAACAGGCCGCUGUGUUCAAGUUCCCACUGGCGCCGCUCGGUUGUUCCGGGCUGGGCUCGGCGCUGCUGGCCGCGGGGCCUGGGAUGCCCGGCCCUGCAGGCGCCUCGCACCUGCCGCUGGAGCUGCAACUCCGAGGGAAGCUGGAAGCAGCUGGCUCGGGGGAGUCGGGCACGAAAGCCAAGAAAGGACGCCGGAGUCGCACCGUGUUCACGGAGCUGCAGCUGAUGGGCCUGGAGAAGCGCUUCGAGAAGCAGAAGUACCUCUCCACCCCUGACAGAAUAGAUCUAGCUGAGUCCCUGGGCCUGAGCCAAUUGCAGGUGAAGACAUGGUAUCAAAAUCGGAGGAUGAAGUGGAAGAAAAUAGUGCUUCAAGGUGGCGGCCUGGAGUCCCCUACCAAGCCCAAGGGGCGGCCCAAGAAGAACUCCAUCCCCACUAGCGAGCAGCUCACGGAGCAGGAGCGUGCCAAAGAGGCAGAGAAGCCAGCAGAGAUGCCGGGUGAGCCCAGCGACCGGAACUGCGAGGACUGAGCUCCGCCGGGGGUGCGGCGCCAUCGGCGGGAACCCAGGAGCUGGCCCUUCCGCGUCCGUGCCGUUUGCUUUCUAAACGUUUCAUUACUACUUUGAAUGCGGACAAUUAGGGGCCAAACAAGGAAGGACACAAGCCUGGAAGCCAAGCCUAGGUCUCAGCGAGCUCCAGUCUCCUGCCCCCCAGUCUGGGAGAGCCAGCACGGCGGAAGCUUUUGGUCUUCCUCGGAGUUCCGCGGUGCCGGGUGCUCCAUGCGCAUUCACUCCCCGCUCCUUGCCCACACCUUUCUCCGGCCUCCAGCCGGCCUUCUGGGCCCGGACACUGGCAGGCGCACACCCGCUUCCGCGCCUUGGGGACCGAGCCGCCGGGUGCAGGCUUCUACGGCCCUGUCCUGCAGAGUCGGCUCUGGGAAGACCCGGCAAAUCAGCUGAUGCCCGGUCCCGAUGUCGCUGGGUUUCUACCCACCUCUCACGAAGACGGUGACUUUUUUUUUUCCAAUAAAAUAUUUUAUGACACAGCGGGGGUGGGGGCUUGAUGGUGAGCUUCCGAGUCCGUGAGGGAUGGAGGGGAGGUUAGGUGCGGAGGCACUCCACAUCGCAACAUCCUCCGCUCUAUGAAGACACGAGGUGCUCUCCCUGACUGGCCCAAGUACUGCAGCAACUAGGUUGCUUCGGAAUAAAUACUGGGUGUGAGGAGCCAGGGUGGACUCUUCCUUCCCAGCUGUGUUGGGGGGUGGGGGGGGUCACCAUCAGUGAUAACAGUGUCGUCAGUGAUAGCAGUGGGCCACCAACCAGUCCAGAAGUGUCCUUGAGCUCUGAGCCAUUUAAGUUGUUGAUUAGGUCUCCUGGUCCUUAAAAUGUUCCUGGUCAGCUCUUUUGAGGCGAAUGGGAAACCCAGUGUGUCUUAGGUAGUCCUAGUGAGGGGCUAAACUUGGCAGGGCAUGCCUACUGGUGCCUCUCCCGACCAAAAAUGUCUCAGUUGUUUGUCCUUGGGGAGGGAGAUGAGCAUAUACCAUUCCAUCCCUGCAGUGGGGGUAGUGGUGACCACUGCAUGGGAAUGGUUGCUUUACUAGCUAAAGCUCAGAGGCAUGGUACAACUUGACCAUGCAGUUACAGACAGGCUAGCAUUCGAAAGCCAGGUCCUCUCGGGUUCCCCGAAAUGCCAUAGGUUUUGUGGUCUGGCCUUGUUUUUGUUUUUGGCGGUGGUUGUUUUAAAAUGGGUCUCACACUGUACCCUCGCUAUUCUGGAACUUGCUCUGUAGAUUAGGCUGGCCUUGAACUCACAGAGAAUCACCCCCCUCUGCCUCCCAACUGCUGAGAUUAAAAACAUUCAUACCAUGCAUGGCAAGUUUAAGAAUAUGACAGUCACCCGUGUUGGUGACUGUCCUCUUUACUUUUAAAAUUGUGUAUUUUCAAGUAUUUGAGUGUCUCUCUCUGUGUGGCUGGGUGUGCACCUGAGUACAGUUGAAGGCCAAGGACAGCCAGAGGUGUCAGAUUCCCUUGGAGCUGGAGUUAGGGGCAGCUGUGAGCCAAGGGAUGUGGUUGCUGGGAACCAGAACUGGGGGGAGGGUCUUCUGCUAGAACAGUAUUCACGAUCUUAACUGCUGGGCUGCUUCUCCAGCUCCAGGCUUCAUUUCCGACUAGGUGGUCCCUUCCUAGAACCCACUUUGAACAUCCCUGGGAUUUCCAGCCUCAGGCUCUGGAUAGACUAGAACCCACAUUUUCCUAGCGAUUUUUCCUCAGCAUCCCAGUUGUGAUGGCUCUGGAUUCUUAAUUCAGCCUCACCAACAGUUGUGAAAGAAGGAAGAAGGAAUGAUACAACCCUGGCUGCUUGGAAGGGACCGAUCGUGUGUGUGUGUG